AUGUCUUUGAGAUCCUCGCUGAAGAAGCCUGUAUCCAAUAAGACCAGCAUUCCCGACGCUUCGGCACUGUCUGACUCCGAAUCAGACCCAAUUAGUGUCUCCAAUGUAAAAACUCAGCUCAAGAGGAGAUCUUCGUCAAUGUCUUCUAUUUUCUCCUUGCACGAAGACCCAUUGCCGCCGCCAGAGGAGCAUGAAAUCAGGGCAUUUGCAGAUGACGAGAGACACCUCUCAUUUGUUAGAAAUUUGCACAUGGCAGACUGUAUCACCAUGCUUAACGGAUUCUCAGGGUUCUACGCCAUCAUCUCCUGUCUUAGAUUCACAUUGACCUCCCAGACUCACUAUUUACAGAGGGCCAUCUUCUUCACAUUCCUCGGUCUAUUCUUUGACUUCUUUGACGGGAAAGUUGCAAGAUUGAGAAACAAAUCGUCUCUGAUUGGACAAGAAUUGGACUCGUUGGCCGAUUUGAUCUCUUUUGGUGUGGCUCCAGCUGCAAUUGCGUUUUGCUCAGGUAUGCAAACAACAGCAGACUGUUUAAACUUGGUGUUUAUGGUGCUGUGCGGUUUGGGUAGAUUGGCUAGAUUCAACGUCACUGUUGCCAGAAUCCCAACAGACAAAAGUGGAAAGUCCAAGUACUUUGAAGGCUUGCCAAUCCCAACCUCUCUAUGGUUGGUGUCAUUACUCUCGGUUUUGAUUAAGUACGACAUGGUGGGAGAAAAUUUACCUCUGGGCAUUCUAUGGAAAGACACUCCUUACGAAUGGCAUCCACUGGCUUCUCUCUAUGCCAUUCAGGGCUGCUUGAUGAUCAGUAAGUCCAUCCAUAUCAAGAAGCCUUAA
This is a messenger RNA of Pichia kudriavzevii, 834 nucleotides long. RefSeq lists its product as uncharacterized. Gene Ontology annotation, biological process: phospholipid biosynthetic process. Bases 1 to 834 code for a protein of 277 amino acids. Gene Ontology annotation, cellular component: membrane. Gene Ontology annotation, molecular function: phosphotransferase activity, for other substituted phosphate groups. The transcript has a single exon. The record is from RefSeq and is a predicted model, not a curated record. Lineage: Eukaryota; Fungi; Ascomycota; Pichiomycetes; Pichiales; Pichiaceae.